AGAUUUGAGGAUAAAAGAGCAUGUUAAGCUGCUGCAUAGCUGCACUUCACAGCUCUUUGCUCCAGUGGAGAGAUUUCCGCAGGACAAGGAUGGCGCUGACCUUCAAGGCUGCUUUUCUGGCCCUAAUGCUAGCCCUGACACGGGCAGCCCCAUUGGAGGAUUCAGCAGCAGGCGAUGGAGAUUCCGCUUUGCCAGAUCGAUGUGCAGGUAUCGAGUUCGAUGCCAUCACUCCUGACGACAAGGGUCAAACUUUUUUCUUCAAAGGAGAUCAUGUUUGGAAGGGCUUUGACGGUGACGCUCAACCAUCCAGUCAGUAUUUUAAGGAGUUAAACGGUCAUGUUGAUGCGGCUUUCCGUAUGCACAACCCAGAGAACAAAGGGGACCACGACCACAUCUACCUUUUCCUGGAUGACAAAGUGUUUAGUUACUUUGAACACACUCUCGAAGAAGGAUAUCCCAAAGAAAUCCAAGAGGAUUUUCCUGGAGUUCCCACCCACCUGGAUGCAGCUGUGGAGUGUCCCAAAGGAGAGUGCAUCACAGAUUCCGUUUUGUUCUUCAAAGGUCCAGAUGUGCAUGUUUAUGAUAUCGUCACAAAGACAGUGAAGACCAAGACAUGGCCCCACCUACCUGCCUGUACCUCUGUCUUCCGCUGGUUGGAGCACUAUUACUGUUUCCAUGGACACAACUUCACCCGUUUCCAACCCGUAACCGGGGAGGUGACUGGUAAUUAUCCCAAAGAUGCCCGCAGGUAUUUCAUGCGCUGCCCCGACUUUGGUCACGGAGGCGAAAGAACAACUUUGAAAUGCAGUGACUUCAAAAUGGACGCCAUCACUACUGAUGAUACCGGCAGAAUGUACAUGUUUAAAGGUUCCAACUACAUGCGUUUGGACACCCACCGUGAUGGACUGCACGCCUUUCCAAUAACCAGGUCGUGGAAAGAACUGACCAAUGGCGUGGACGCUGUUUUCUCUUAUAACGACCGAAUCUACUUGAUUAAGGGAGAUCAAGUUUACAUCUAUAAGGCAGGUGCUCACUUCACCCUGAUCGAAGGCUAUCCGAAAACGCUGAAGGAGGAGCUUAACAUUGAAGGACAGGUGGAUGCUGCUUUUGUGUGUCCAGGCCAACGCACAGCUCACAUUAUUCAAGGAAGGAAGAUUACCUACAUCAACCUCGCUGCCACGCCCAGGGAAAUCACCCUCGACGCUCCUUUGCCUUUUGGCGACAUAGAUGCUGCUUUCUGCUCUUCAGACGGCAUUAAAAUUUUCCAAGGGUCCAACUACUACCACUAUGAUAGCCCGAUGUUACUGGUUAUGAGCAGGAUUGCCCCCAUACCUCUGAAGGUCACAUCGGCGAUGGUGGGCUGUGAAGAUUAGGAAGUUUAAAUAGAAGACUUUCUAAUUUAAAAAAAAAAACAACAAUAACUGAAUGGAGGGCCUUUUUUUACCAUAUGGUAGAAUUUAAAUUAAAUAAAAUGAUUGAGAAAA
Oryzias latipes (Japanese medaka) is the source of this 1484-nucleotide messenger RNA. RefSeq names its product hemopexin b (gene hpxb). NCBI's taxonomy places the organism in Eukaryota, Metazoa, Chordata, Actinopteri, Beloniformes, Adrianichthyidae. Gene Ontology annotation, molecular function: heme transmembrane transporter activity. The record is from RefSeq and is marked provisional. Gene Ontology annotation, biological process: heme transport; intracellular iron ion homeostasis.